Messenger RNA from Hypomesus transpacificus, 2981 nucleotides. RefSeq lists its product as uncharacterized. The record is from RefSeq and is a predicted model, not a curated record. Lineage: Eukaryota; Metazoa; Chordata; Actinopteri; Osmeriformes; Osmeridae. Gene Ontology annotation, cellular component: nucleus. Bases 763 to 2148 code for a protein of 461 amino acids. The transcript has 2 exons.
GUUGAUGUCACGUCACAACCUUGGAGCUAGUCUAAUCUGUAGAUUACUUGGUUCUUGGAUGAAGAAAAGGCACAAGGAAAUGUUGUCUGACUGUCCUCACAUGACACAUGGUGAAAGUAUAACAUGAUAACUGGAGUUUUUGCUCGUGGGUGCUGGUUGUUGUCAAAUAUUAUGGAUGUGGUGUGAGUUUAGGGCUUGGCUUGGGAGGCGCCUGGGUUCACAGUUCAGUAUAUUAAGGGGGAACUGUUUCUUGAUUGUGACUUGACUGUUGGACAGUGGGCAGGACUGGGUUACGGCCGAGAGGGAAAUCAUCAACAGCGUCUGUAGCGUGGCUAGUUAAAAUGGUGUCGUACGACUACAUUGUUUACGAGAUCUUUAAUGAAUCGCAGACGAUCACGACAGUUUUGGGGAAUUCCUUAUAUGGUCAAAGAAAACUACAAGGCCCACAUUGCUGAAGAUUAACAUGAUGUCAUAACCUGGCGACGCUGCAUCAUCAUGUCAUGCGGAAAGGGAAAUACAUUUCCAAAACAAAUCGUAAAUUGUGUUGGCCAUGAUCGCUAGUUGCUAGCGGGCUAAUAUUAAGUCGUACGUACAUUUUGAAGUCAUGGAAUUAUAUAAUUUGUAAACAUUCGUAAGAUAUAUGCGUGUUUCAGACGCCUAGUUUAUCUAAGAUAAAGAAAAGUGUAGGUUCGCCGGGCCAACUGAUUCAGCCUUGUUUUGGAUUUAUCUCACUCGACUCCAGCCCCACUACGCCAGUUCAAAAUGAGUCUAACCAUAGACGCAAACGUCUCUUUCCUUAAGUAUGAACUUGCUUCAACAAUCGACCAGGCUGUCAGGUGUGCAGUAGAAACCGUUUUGAAAGAAACAUCAAAGGUUGUUGGACUCAAACUGGUCGCAGCCAAAACGGCCGCAGCCGAGUCUCAUCGUGAGAAUCAAAGUUUGAAAGAGAGACUAGAAAUAUCCGAGAGUGAAUUGAAGGCUGUACGUUAUUACAUGACAGCAGCCGAGAAAAACAUAAAACAGUGUUUACUUCUCGAUCACAAUCAGUCUCGAUCAAAUGCUGAAUGUUUGGCAUCCGUUGAGUCCGUCUCAUCCCCCGGCUCGGGGAAUCCACGCAACCUGCUUAGAGGCGCUCCACGAGUGCAAAAGUCGUUUCGGGCUUCAUCCACGAGAUCUCAAUUUUCAAAGUCACUCCCAAGUGUAGGACUUUGUUUGCCAACCGUACAGCAUGAAUGGCCGAAGAGUAUAAGCGGAUCCAGCUUCCGACGAAUGCGGUUACCUGUCUCGGUAGCUUCUACCUCGAACUUCUCACGGUCGUCGAAAGCUCCCCAGUUUGAACUUGAAACCUCGUCCCAAAAGUCAGGCGAAGAUACAGAAAGUCAGUUUUACAUUACAGACGAUGGGAUUGCAGAAAAAGAGUACAAAGUCUCAGCACAUGAAGGGGACGAUUAUGGGCAAAAACCACUGGGGGUUGAAGAAGAAACUAAAGCUUCUGGAGUCCCCGAGGAAAUCCCCACAUUUGAGUUUGAGAUGAACCCCCCCGCCGGUCACGAGAAGGAGCUGGACCUCAUCCAGGUCCUGGAUGACGAGGAGCUCAAACAAGGAACAGUGAAGAUCGAAGACGAGUCUGACACGCCUGCCCUGGACCCCCACAACCCCGAGCUCCAAGACCAACACCCAGCGCAGAUCACUGUCCCCAUCGACGACACCGAGGCGGAGGGCGGUCUGAUGAGCUUCGCCCCCAUGCCCGUGGUCGACCCUGGCUACAUGGGCCCCGUGCAGCUGGAGAGAGAGACCUCCGACAAGGUCCACCGCUGCAACGUAUGCGGGCGAGGCUUCCGCCGGUUCUACUGCCUGAAGACGCACCAGCGCAUCCACACGGGCGAGCGCCCAUACCCGUGCCGCUACUGCGAGAAGCGCUUCCGUCACCUGGACAGCUUGCACAAGCACCAGCGUAUCCACACAGGGGAGAGGCCCUACCGCUGUGCCCAGUGUGGGUGCUGCUUCAGGGAGCUGGGACAACUUAAGAAACACAGGCUGACCCACACCCCCGAGCCACCUGCCGCCCACCCCUCGCUCUCUCUCCUCCAGCCAGGACCCUCCUACACCUGGCCUCAUCUCAACUCUCAGUCCAUGGACUCCACUUGACCAGACUGAAGUUCACAAGGAGUGGGCGUCGGUGUACAUGUCCCAUCUGCUUUUUGAUAGUUUGAAAGUAACAUGUCUCCCCCCCCCCCCCCCCCUUUCAACACACACACACACACGCUUUUUAUUAAGAACAUUAUAUUUAACGGCCGCAUCCUCAGUUAUGAAAAAAGCAACAUUGCCGCCUGCUGUUGUUGAUGGUGGCUGAAGGUUGUGAUGUUAUUUGGGUGGUGUCUAGGUGCUAGCUCAGGGGCAAAGCAUUCGACUGCAGAUAUAGAAUCAGUCAAAUCUCCCCAUGACGUCAUUUUUGAUAAAAGCAUCUGCCAAGUGAAGAUGUUAUCUUCCGUUUUUCUUUUGUUCUGGUGUGUGUGUGUGGUAUAAGAUGGUGUUGAUGAUAUUUCCAUUUGUGCAUGGUGAAGGUAAACUGCUGAUUGUGAGGUAGGUCUAGAACUAGAAUGUUGGACCAUAACAGGGAAGGUGCCGCCCAGUGGUUUGAGCAUUUGACUGCAGAUUAAGAGGUUACAGGGUCAAAUCCCCCUGUAUUGUAAAUUGCUUGGGAUAAAAGUGUAUGCUAGUAAAUGCAUUAUCAUUACCUUCAUUGUGUUCAGACCAGGAAAGGAUGUAGUUAAUAAGUUCAGCAGUUUAGCCUUCUGUGUUAUGUAUUUGCCAGGUUAGAACCCUACUAACAUUGGUUGACCAUUUACUGUAAAGUUAAUAUAGCCACAGUAUUAAUAAAACGGUUAUUCUGUGAACAACAAUAAUAUUUGAACAUUUUUAACAUUGUUUUGUCCUGCUAACUUCCUCUGUAAUCUUCAUAUAAAAAAAUCGGCACACUU